Rodentolepis nana is the source of this 276-nucleotide messenger RNA. The record is from the annotation of a GenBank genome assembly. NCBI's taxonomy places the organism in Eukaryota, Metazoa, Platyhelminthes, Cestoda, Cyclophyllidea, Hymenolepididae.
AUGCUAAACAACAACCCUCUGGAACUUAUUUGUAGCAAUGAGGAUCCGGCUACAAAUUUGCCCUACAAUGGAACCAGAACAAUUCCUGACUUGCGCCUGGCAUCAAGCGACAUCAGUGAGCAUACUCACCGCCAAAUAAUUGACGAUCCUGGUUCUGGUUACAAACCAGUCACUGCUAGUAUUACCAUCGGCAGCAAAAGCAGGACAAGAAAAGUGCCAACUAAGCUACCAUGGAACUUCAAGAAGGCUGACUGGCCAAGAUUCACAAACUUUUAG